This is a messenger RNA of Drosophila mauritiana, 574 nucleotides long. RefSeq lists its product as uncharacterized. NCBI's taxonomy places the organism in Eukaryota, Metazoa, Arthropoda, Insecta, Diptera, Drosophilidae. The record is from RefSeq and is a predicted model, not a curated record.
GCUAGUUAGUUCUUGUGUUCGGAACAAACAAGUGAAGUCACAUAUCGUGAUACUACACAGUGAUAGAAUCGAUAGAAUUCUCGAAGGAACGAAGAGAAGCGCCGAAAAUGGAUGUGGUGGGAGCUCUGGUCAAUCUGCUGCUGAUCUCGGCCUGCGCUUACACGAUGUGCUCACUGACCCCGGCGGAACAUCCGUAUGCCUACCUGGCGGCAUCCUUCAGCCUGGUCCACGGGCUGCUGGGCGUGGUGCGCUCCUUUGCCGAAGAGCCCGACGAGUGCGGACACACCUUUGACAUUCUGGCCAACAUCGAGUUCUACGGCAUGUCGCUGAUCCCACUGUUCUACGACAUAAUCGGCAAGAUGAGCGAGGAAUGGGACAGCUCCACGGACACGCUGAAGGACCUAGCUCUGUUGGGCAACAUCGGCUCCACGUUGUAUCUGGCCAUCAAGGACGGCAACCAUCUCUACCUCGGUGUGGCGGCCAACGCGUUCCUCGCCCGAUACGGCGGUGCAAUUGUCGGUAUGACGGUUAUGACGUACUCACUGAGGGCUAAUUGCUAAGACUUCAAUUUGAU